CCCGAACACACACACGUACACUGGAGAAGUUUGAACCAACAAAAUGGGGAAAGUGAACUUUUAUGCCAUUUGGUCCUUGCGUGAAGCACCUCGGCAAUUUAUACGAAAUGUUAACCGCAUGAUGUACCAGGUUCAGAUGCCAUUGCCUUUACCCAAACAGCUGAUAGUGUUUGGGUUAGGGGAAUGGUCAUGCUUCUCCAGUGAUACUGAUAUCACUGUGGAGGUUCAGCUGGGUCCUGAGGUCAAAUCACAGAUCAUUGGGACGCUUUUACCGCACUCUAGGUGUCUAAUUUGGCAUGGAGUUUGGAAUCCUGAACUUCUCGCUGAGGCCACACAGAGAGGGAGGAGAGGAGUUUACGCCAAAGUGGUGCUUAGCGUCAGUGGACAGGUGAAAACCAGUUUUAUCAGCAGCACUCCACGGGUGACAAGAAAACGGCUAGUGCUGAACCACUCGUCCAAUCCAUCCAGCACUCUUCUUAGUAGCGGAGAAAGUCAUGAUAUUACCCGGAGAUCACCUCCUGAGGGAAGCGUCAGCUGUGUGGAGCUGGAAAAAAGCAAAGUGGAGACGCAGGAUUACACACUGGCCAAUGUUCAGGGUGUGUGGCCAAUGGAUAAAACUCCAAGACGCACAGUCAUAGGGAUAAAGGGGUACAUAUGGAGCUCUGAAGAACCGGAAAGCCCUCCGGAUUCAAGGCGAAUUUCAAGCCCUAAAAAGCACAAACUGUGUAAAAUGCCUGCAGUCGAUUUCGAAGAGACGGCCGUCAAACAUAUCAAGAGUUGCAGGGCUGAUCGUCCGUCGAAACGAUGGAGCCACGCAAUGUGUUUGAGUGAUCCAGACACAGCAAUUCUGAUUGGUGGAGAGGCUGAUGACCAGGCCAGUUGUAAAGACUCUCUAUGGAAAUUAGAGAUUGAUAGUGAUUUUUGGUUCCCCAUGAAUACCUCGACAUCUGAGGUCAACCCACCUAGCUCUCGAGGUCACUCGGCAACCUUCGAUCCAGAGUCUAAAGUUGUCUAUGUGUAUGGAGGUUUGAGGGAUGGCCAGCGCUACAGUGAUAUAUAUGUGCUGGACACCAUAACGUGGAAAUGGAAGCUUGUUACUGCAAAGGGAAAUAUCCCGUCAUUGGCAUACCACAGUGCCAAUGUUUAUAAGAGAGAGCUGUAUGUAUUUGGAGGGGUGCUGCCCAGCCGAUGCUCUGAAGGCAAGGUUUGCAGUAAUGCGUUAUACAUCUUCAACCCUGAACACGGUCUGUGGUAUCAACCAAUUGUGGAGGGUGACCGUCCUUUGCCCAGGUUUGGGCACACCACCACGCUGCUGUCUGAUAAGCUUAUUAUUUUUGGUGGGAGAAAAACUGCAGCUUACCUUAAUGAUCUUCACAUCCUGGAUCUUGGUUUCAUGGAAUAUAAUGCUGUGAAGUAUGAGAACAUGCCACCAUUGGCCCGUGGGUUUCACGCUGCUCUGCCCGUGUCUGACAACAGGGUGCUGAUCAGCGGAGGCUGCAGUGCUAUAGGGGUCUUACAGGACCUCCAUCUCUUUAAUACAGACACCAACUCGUGGACAUCAGUGGUUUCCCCGUGGCUGUGCUCUAAGCCUCGUGCAGGUCAUAGUCUCAAUAGCCUGGGUUGUACAAAGCCUUUACCUUCAGACCAGAAGAAUGCAAGGAACCAUCGUCAUAUCAGCCCGUCUCAGCAGUGCACCAUUCUAGUGUUUGGAGGAUCAGAUUGUUCUGGAACAAUUUACAAUGACACUUUCAAAUGCACGGUUGAACUCCCUAUUUAGGAUCCGAGACUAACAGGACUUUUUUACUUGGAACUUAAAAUGGUGUGAUAUUAAACUCGGCAACAUAAUAGAAAAACUGGAAUGCCAGAAGCACUUCACUUUUUUAAUCUUUUUUUUUAAGGUUGCAUUGUUG
Molecule: messenger RNA, 1910 nt
Organism: Triplophysa rosa
Lineage: Eukaryota; Metazoa; Chordata; Actinopteri; Cypriniformes; Nemacheilidae
Exons: 13
Coding region: 44-1777 (577 amino acids)
Molecular function (GO): protein binding
Source: RefSeq, a predicted model, not a curated record